This is a messenger RNA of Rhodotorula graminis WP1, 615 nucleotides long. RefSeq lists its product as uncharacterized. Lineage: Eukaryota; Fungi; Basidiomycota; Microbotryomycetes; Sporidiobolales; Sporidiobolaceae. The transcript is spliced from 4 exons. The record is from RefSeq and is a predicted model, not a curated record. The annotation marks the transcript as partial. Gene Ontology annotation, biological process: late endosome to vacuole transport via multivesicular body sorting pathway; vesicle budding from membrane. Gene Ontology annotation, cellular component: multivesicular body.
AUGAACCGCCUCUUUGGCUCGUCCUCGGCAAAGCCCAAACCGUCCCUCACCGACGCCAUCGCCUCGACCGACCUCCGCAUCGACUCGAUCGAGGUCAAGGUCCGCAAGCUCGACGCAGAGCUCACCAAAUACCGCGACCAGAUGCGCAAGAUGCGCGACGGACCGGGCAAGAGCGCAGUGCAGCAGCGCGCCCUCCGUGUCCUCAAGCAGAAGAAGCUGUACGAGGCCCAGGUCGGCCAGCUGCAGCAGCAGACGUUCAACAUGGAGCAGGCCUCUUUGACGACCGAGAACCUGCGCAACACGAUGGCGACCGUCGACGCCAUGAAGACGGCCAACAAGGAGCUCAAGAAGCAGUACGGCAAGGUCGACGUCGACAAGAUCGAGCAAAUGCAGUACGACAUGGAGGACCUCAUCGAUCAGGCCAACGAGGUUCAAGAGUCCAUGUCGCGCUCGUACGGCGUGCCCGACGAGCUCGACGAGAUCGACCUCGACGCCGAGCUCGAAGCGCUCGGCGACGAUUUCGCCGAGGACGAACAGGCCAUCCCGUCGUACCUGCGCGACGACGCCGUCGGCGCAUCGACGUCCGACCUGCCCGACUUUGUCGACGACGCGCCC